This is a messenger RNA of Caenorhabditis briggsae, 1008 nucleotides long. NCBI's taxonomy places the organism in Eukaryota, Metazoa, Nematoda, Chromadorea, Rhabditida, Rhabditidae. Bases 1 to 1008 code for a protein of 335 amino acids. Gene Ontology annotation, molecular function: cullin family protein binding. Gene Ontology annotation, biological process: SCF-dependent proteasomal ubiquitin-dependent protein catabolic process. The transcript has a single exon. Gene Ontology annotation, cellular component: nucleus; cytoplasm. The record is from RefSeq and is a predicted model, not a curated record.
AUGUCCUCCGGCGCAGUCUUCUACACGCUCGAAUCCAGCGAUGGUAUGAAACUGAAAAUCAGCAUGGCAGCUGCACAACAAUCCAGACUCCUCUGCGACAUCACAAGCUUCGCCCAUCCCGAUGGCGUCCUUCCCAUCGGUGCUUCUGGAGCAACACUCUCGAAAAUCGUGCAGUGGUGUGAGUACCAUCAGGCCGAUCCGAUCACCGAUGUCAGACUCACCGGCAGUGAGCAAUUAGUGACGCCGGAUUGGGAUCUGGAGUUUUUAAGGAUGAGCAAUUCAGAGCUCUUCGAUUUGAUCAUCGCUUCCAACUACCUGGAUAUCAAUCUACUGAUGAACUACGCGUGCAAGAAGGUAGCACUAAUGGGGAAAGGAAAGACUCCAGAGGAGAUGAGAGAGGUCUAUGACAUUCCGACGGAUGCAGAGGAUGAGGCGGAGGAACGAAGGAUUCGAGAAGGGAAGCCAGAAAGUCAGACUGCAACGAAAUCUAGAAGUCCUGCGGAUAAGGCAUUCCAGGAGACCCGAAGACUUUAUGAAGAAGCUACGGGAGCUGUGAAGCUAGCUCUAGAAGCCCAGAGAGGUAGUGAGCACUCUACCAAGGCGUUGAAUGAAGCCAUUAGGCUAGCUGGCGAGAUUGAAAAAGCAGCAGAUGCCUGUAUUAAAGCUUAUAGAGCUGAAGGUGCUGUGAUAGAUGUAAUCUUGGAGUCUGCCGAUGAAGCUGUCGAAGCUCUUAAGAUAGCCGCUCAAGCUGAAAAGGAUAGCUCGGAAGCUCUAAUAAACGACAGGAGAGUCCGGAGGAUUGUGUUGGAAUUGGGAAAGGGUGCUGAAUGCACUGCCGAUGAAGCGAAGAAUGCUGCGCUGAAAACCAAGAUUAGUAUUGUGGCGAUGGCUAAGGUUCAAGCUGCGGUGAUCAAAAUGAAGAGUGAGGAGAAGAAGGCGAUUGAUGUUGAUGCCUAUAAGUAUCUCACGAUGUACAAUCAAAUUCUAGCACUACGAAGAUUUCGAUGA